This is a messenger RNA of Amoebophrya sp. A120, 3658 nucleotides long. The record is from the annotation of a GenBank genome assembly. Lineage: Eukaryota; Dinophyceae; Syndiniales; Amoebophryaceae.
CAGGAACUAGCCCCACAAUUUCUGGUCGUGCUACAGAAGACCACGUAGUUGACCAUCAUGCUACAGAUCACGCGAGCUUUGCUCCCGUACAAGUAGCUUCCGACCCAACCCCACGGCGCACGCCCCAAGUCGCGCCAGCGAAGAGCGCGGCGGCACUGGCGAUUGAGUCGCCGCCGGUACCGCCGGGGUUGAUGCCGAGUGGGGACCACGAAAGGGGUUCUUUACCACGACCUUUGAAAAGCUUUGCGCUGACAGCAGAUGGGGAGCAUGAGCAAGGGGAAGGGGAAUCACUACAGGCCGCACCCAGCGCAACCUCCCCCCUCGCGUCUUCUUUUCAAUCUCUGAUGCAGGGCUUGGAAAAGGGCCGGGACGCGCUGCUGCAGGGGUUUGCGGAGCUGAAUGCGGGCGGCGGGGACGAGGACCAUGCACAGCACUCACCAUCAAACUACUUCUCGAAAAAAUCCAUUGGAGGUGACUAUGGAUUGAGCGAGGGGGAUCCGAUCGUGUUAGCGACCGCGAUGAGAACGAACCCGGGUGGUGCAUCAACUACAACUAUGCCUGCUUCUACAACGAAAUUAGAUUUAGGCAGCACGGUAGAUCAGCAACAAGCACCCGGUCGUCCCCCCGGCGCAACCAGCUUGAGCACGAAACUGUCCACAGCGAUAGGGCCGACGCCCUCGGAUCUCUCUAUGGGGUUCUCAAACUACGUUACAUUCUCAACUGUAUACAUGAAUUUCUAAUGCAAGAAUAGCACAGGUCAGAGGGAGAGCCUUGCGCGUCUUGCAUUACAGAUUUGGCGCGGAUUCUAGUGCUAUUAUUUAGCCCUCCGAUAAUUUGUCAUGCGAAGCAGCUUCAUCGUCUGGGCGGCUGGCGGCUCAUGGUCAUUUUGCAUGACAAAUCAUGCAACAGUUGAGAUGAGUGUAACGCUUGAGAGCUCCAUACUCUCUCGCCACAGAAUCCCGACCAGCAUCACCGCGGUGUGUUCCCACGCCAGGGAGUCGGUCGUGUUGUUCGAAAAGCAGGGUAGCUCCUCUCGCACCAGCAGUGGUAGUUCGUCGACAUCCUCUUCUACUGUCCCACUAUACUGGAGCGCCCCGUCCUGCAUGGAGACCCUGCACUGUCCCGCGACAAAAUCGAGGUUCGGAGAAAAAGUCGAAAAAGAGAACAGCGCGGGGUUUGAAUUCAUCGUGAAAAAGCGAACUUCCUCUGCGGAAAGGAAAGGGAUUUCGCCCUCGAAUCUUGGUGGGGAACUAGAUUUCGCCGGGGACAAGGAAAAAAGCUUUCAACUGCGAGAUGAAAGUAAUGGUGAUCAUCAAAACGAUAGUACCAGUAGACUCGGCUAUGGCGCCUUGGCGCUCAGAUCGCGGUCCCCGGAUGCUGAAAAUGAGGAUGAGGGGAUAUUAAACAACUUCUACCCGCCGCUCACCGAAGACGUCCUUCUCUCCCAGCUCCCUCUGCCGGAGCAGAAGCAGCAACGCCUGGUAGCGAAUGCAACGCCGCAGAAGAAGCUCCCCUCCACUUCCAACGCAGUCGUGCACCAAAUUACAACGUCGAAGAUCAAUCCGGAGGACCACUUGGCGAGCAACAGCAGCAAGCUCGCCUUGUCCGACUUCCCGGUCUACCAUGACAAAUCGAAACGAAAAACGGUGGUUGUUGCAGACAAUUUCGGGUCAGUCCAUGAGUUUUUCCUACCGCACCACAACGAAGUUAAAAAUCCUGUCGCGGAUAAACCCGACCCAGAUUCAUCCGUGGAAAUCGGCACGGACAACGAUUUCUCCACCACAAGAGGAUUUUACACGGGCGGGAGGAUCAUGAAUUUCGCGCCGAAGUAUUUGAAAUCGCAGGAGCAAUUUUCCCCAAGUUCGAAAAUCAAGUACCAGAAAAUCUACAAAUCCCCCGACUGCCUGUACGCUACGGACGCGACCAGGGGAUUAGUGGAGCUGGAUUUUAACAAAAAGGAGGUGAAGUUUCUAAAUUGCGUAGAACGUCGUAGUUGUUGCAGGCGGCGGGGGCAGGAAGCUGGUGAAAGAACUACCGGGGUGGACGAGCAGGAGCCGAUAAAGACCGGGGUGGAGGGGAUCCGGAUGAUUCUCAGCGAGUACGACAUCGAAGUCGAGGGACACCUGGUGGGACCCUCCUAUCUCAUGAACAGCGGGAUCAAGCUCAGCUUUCCGACCGGGUUCAAGUGCAAGGAGUUGCUCGAGGCGAAGGAGGCGGUAUUCAAAAUUCCGAAGGCGAAGGCGGAGUACACGACGUUCCACGAUAAGGUGUGCCAGCUCCUGAAAGCGCGCGCCGAGGAGGCUCUGAAGGGGGUCCGCGAUUCCAUCGAGCAGGUCCUGGACUACACGAGGAGCAUGCAGGAGUUCCUGAGCCGGGCAAGGUAUAGCUACUUAGCAUUCACAGCGUGGUAGCUUCUCGCAGCACCUUCUUGAUAAUACCGCCCGGCGCUCGGCUCGAAAGACCUAGCGGUCGGCCGGGGCCAGUGCUGGUCGCUGGGUGACACAAGCGCGCCGCCUUUCUUAGCAAAAGCCCGCCGACUUUGGCACGGCCUGGGGCGGUCGGGGCUGGUAGCUGUUUCCGUGUGAUGGUGAUUGGCGCGGCGCAGAUCAAAAGCCCGUAGGCUUGGCGCCCUGCUUUUGCACCCAGGAAAUGCGCAUGGGAACGCAGCCGGCGACGCAGCGCGCCCUUUUGUAAUCUUUCAGCCGUUUCAUGUGCUUCGAUUUUAGUGUGUGCGCUUCUCUUUUCGCUUUGUGUUUCUCUUGCAACUAUGGCAAGGGUGGGCAGCCAUUCCAAUAAAACGACAAAAAACAGCAACCGCGCGAUCCGGGACAACCUGGAGAUCGCACUGCAGGUCUUCGCCAAGGGAUCGGACGAUUACCAGCGGGCGGCCCGCUGCAUAGCGUAUCUCCGGUACACUACGGAAGAGCUCGACGAGGAAGCGAUCCAGGCUGGCGAGGAGGCGAAGCUGGAGGCGGCCUAUCUCAGGAACAAUGUGCCCACAAAUUACAUCUCGCGGCCGCUACUUGCAUGCCGGAUUCCGUUUUAAUGAAAGAGAGCCGUCCUUGUCUCGUUUUGUGGGCCCGUUUUUCCAUUGCAUAGGGUGGACACCAUCUUUCGGACCGCGUUCGACCGGGUGAUGGGGUACGGGUUGUUCUCGGAUGCUGGAGUUGCUAUGUCCAAGUUGCGGGAGCUGGUGAAGUACUCGUUCAAGGACAUGCUGAAUGACACGGACAAGAAGUUGGAGGAGAGCCUGACUUUGAUCGACAAAUACACGACCAACGCAACGAAGUUUCUCGAUCAGAAUGAGCUGAUGUGCCUGACCGCAGUCGCGAAGAACAUCACCUCGGCCAUCCACCAGAAAAACCGCACCGACCGCGUCGACGACAAGGCCGAGAAGGCGACGAAGACCCGGAAGCAGAAGGACGCCGACAAGGCUGCGGUCCCGGCGGCGAAGCGCCAGAAAAACAACGCCGGGGCGGCGCGCAUCGCGGCGGCGGCCGAACUAGCGGAAGACGAGGACAAACACGGGAUUAAGGCCGGCGAUGACAAGAUGUUUGCGGACUUCUUUUCCGACGACUUCGCGCCGUCGCCGAGUGGGAAGGGGAAGAGCUUGUUCGCGAGCAAGUUGCUCCAGAUCAAGAACAAAACGAAGAAAUAA